AUGGAUCUAUGGAGACCAUCUCUUCUGGUGUUCUUUGCAGUGACCUCUGAGGGACUGCUCAUAAAGCCCCAGGAGGGCAGUGUUGCUGGAGGAACGUGGAUUACUAUCACUCUGGAUGGCUCAGCAUCCCAUGAGCUAGAACAUCUCCCUCCAGCCAGCUGGCCCCAUCUGGAGGUGUCCCUGGUGAACGCAGACCUGCCCACGUUGCUGUGCGAUGUCUCUCCUGUGUAUUUUGACUUGUCCACCAUAAGAUGUAGAACAAGGUCUUCACCCCAGGAGGGUUUGUACUAUGUGGAAGUGAGAUUUAAAGGACGCAUGAUUAACAACCUGACUGGGGUGGAGAAAGAAAACUAUGCUUUCAAGUUUUCUGCUGCGCAGACUCCCGUGGUUUACCAAAUUAGCCCGCCAUCUGGCAUCCCAGGAAAUUUAAUAGAGAUCUAUGGGAAGACAAUUGCUGGGAGAUAUGAGACCCUGGACUUCAAUGCGGAUUGUAUUGAUGGACCAGCUGUUCUUGUGGCAGAAGGAGAUGGAUGGACCAGCCUCUGCUCUUUUGCUGACGGGCACGCAGGAAGCAUGUCAGUUGUUGACCUGCCUUGGGCUAAGCAAAGCCCUUUGUUUCUCACCAGCUAUUCCAUUCGGAUAGAAGAAGGACUGGGAACCAUGCAGUGCCGGGUGGAAGGGAACCACAUAGGGUCCCACAAUGUCAGCUUCUCAGUGUUUAACAAAGGAAAGUCAGUGAUAGACAAAGAUGCUUGGCUCAUCAGUGCCAAGCAGGAGCUUUUCUUGUACCAAACGCAUUCAGAAAUAACCUCUGUGUUCCCAGCGGCUGGAAGCCUUGCAGGAGGAGCUGACCUCACUAUUACAGGGGAUUUUUUUGAGGAGCCCAUGCAGGUCACUGCUGCAGGUGUCCCCUGUAAAGUCAAGCAUGUCUCUCCCAGGCAAAUCAUCUGCACCACUGAGGCUGUUGGCAGGAGCAGGAUGCUUGGUGGCCCCCAACCAGGAAAUCGAGGGCUUCUCUUUGAAGUCUGGGAUGAUGCCUCUGAUCUGACAGAAGCAGGGCCUGGAUAUAGAUGGCAGUUUGUACCUAAUGCCCAAUCCCCAGUAAGAUUUCUGUCUGCAGCAAAGCAGUCCUUCAGCUCCAGGCUUCGUGGAUUUUUUGUGGCUCCUCAGACCAACAAUUACACCUUCUGGAUUCAGGCAGAUGGUCCGGCAUCUCUGUACUUGAGUUCAUCCCAAGACCCGCAGCAUAAGGUGAGAAUUGCUUCUCUCCCAUCUGGCAAUUUGGAAUGGUCUGGGAAGUGGGUGAAGAACUGGAGUGAGAGUUGGCAGCCAAAAUCCCAGAAAUUUGAGCUAACUGCUGGCCUGAGGUACUACUUGGAAGCACUACAUCAUGGAAAGGCACCCAGCAAUGGGAUGAGAGUUGGAGUCCAGAUACACAACACGUGGCUGAAUCCCCAGGUGGUGAACAACUACUACAUUGAGAGACAUGAAAUUCGGGCUCAUGCCUUGUAUCUUCCAGAUGUACAGAUGCUGACUGUGUCUGGCACGGGGUGGUUCAGUAUCUCCUGGAGCAAUGCACCCCGCAGAAUGAUCCACACAAAUUCCACUGCUCUUCAGGUCCAAGCAGCAAUAGAGGAACUUCUUUCAGUUGGGUGUGACAUUGGGCCGACUUCUGCUAAAAUACUCUUCCAUGAUGGCUUUGAGAAAGGUACAGAAAACUCUGUCACCACAGAACACGUUGUCUAUGGAACAGAGCCAUUCUGUGGGAGGUUCAGUGCUCGCAGCCCAAGCCAGCUGGUGAAAGCUUCUCCAUCAUCUCCACAAGGAUACGACCUUACUGAGUACACACAUGUUUGUUUUGCACAUAAAGGCCACAUGAGCAACAUCCUUCAUAUCUCAGUGUCCUACACCAACCUUUCCUUAUGUUCAGUGGAAAGAAACCUCACCUGCCAGUGGGAUUUCGAUGGAACUGACCCCACAAGCUGGACGUUCUCCUGCACUGACCUCUGGAUGGGGUGUGUGAGUCAUUCUGUGCCCCUCCAGGACCUUCCCAUCAACACCCCGGUGUUUGUACAUCAGAUUGACUUGCUGAGCAUCCAGCAGAAGGAAACAGCUGGGUUGUUCUGCCUUGAUGAAGUCAUCAUCGCUGACAGAGCUGUGACUGUUUCUCAGAGGGAUCCUAAACCACGUCGGCUGGGUGGGCGGAUAAUAGAAGCAGUAACUGUGGUGGGGUCUUCUCCUACUUACAAUGUGUCCUGGCUGGUGUCUGGCUGUGGUGCAAGUCUGCCUCUUCUCUCCCUAAGACUGAUGCCUUCACACUGCCCUCUCUCACACAGAGGUGCAGUGCUCUGCGAGGGCUCCGAGGAGGACGACCACCUCUACGUCUCCACGGAGGAUGUGAGAGUCAGUGUCACCAUUCAGAGGCUGCAGGUGUCAUCUCCACCUCUUGGAGGGACCUUCUGCAUACGCCUGGGAAGCACAGUGAUAUCAGACGUUUCCGUGCACAUCUCCUCCCACCAGCUCCACAAGCUUCUGCAAGCCAACACAGACAGUUCUACAGCCCCGUACUUCAACACCAGUGACUUCAUCGUGAUCAAAGACUCAGAGACUUGCUAUGAAAGCAUCUGGACUCUCACCUGGAGAACAAAAGCUGGGGACUUGCCCAAUGUUAUCAAUGUCUCUGCUGAAAACCUCACUGGUCUGAAGGCAGCUGUUUCCAGUCGUGUGGUUUAUGAUGGGGGUGUCUUUAUUGGGCCGAUAUUUGGGGACAUGCUUGCUACCUCCAAUAACAAAACACAGGUGGUGGUGGUGGUGAAUGAUGUCCCAGCAAACUGUUCUGGUUCCUGCUCUUUCCAGUUCAGCCAGGAAAUGACACCCUUAGUCAGUGAUGUGGAGUAUUCAGCAGAUGACGGAUUCCAGGCCACAGUAGUUAUCAGGGGAGUUGGUUUCUCUGAGGAGAGCACAACCCUGCAGGUACAGGUGAAGAACACAACUUGCUACAUCGUGAUGUCAGAUCCAACCAAAGUGGUCUGCAAGAUGGAGAGGCUGCCACUUGGAGUCCACCAGCUGACAUUAUUAGUGAGGCCUUAUGGCUUUGCAGUCAAUGCCAGCACAGGAGAAGGCAUCUUCCUGAGAGUUGAGCCCAGGCUGGUUGCCAUUGAACCUCCCAGAGCUUCAGAAAUUGGAGGACUGAGAGUGGCUCUCAGAGGGACUGGUCUGGAAGGGGUAAACCUGGUGUUGUUUGGAUCUCAGCCUUGCCCAGUUUGGGAGGAUACCAGAAGUUCAACACAAAUUGAAUGUAAAGUUCCCUCUCGGGGGGCAGAAGAUGCUGCUGUCCACGUGACGCUGGUUUUUGGGUACCAAUCAACAACAGUCACCAACUUGUUCCAGUAUGACCCUUCCUUAAACCCUGCAAUUGUGUCACUGAGCAGAAACAGAAGUGGCUUAGCAGGGGGCCAGGAGCUUCAGAUUGGAAUCUCCUCAUUUGCGAACUACCAGGGGUCAGAUAUCAAGGUCCAAAUUGGGGGCACGUGGGCACAGAUCCAGGUGCAGAUGGAUGAUGGUCUUAAUGUGAUGCUUCCAGCCUUGGCUGUGGGGUGGUACAACGUUUCUGUUAUCAUCAAUGGCGUUGCUAUUGCUUCAAACAGGGUUGAGCCAUUAAUCCACUACAUCUCGGAGGUCUUCAGCAUCGAGCCGUGUUGCGGCUCUUUCCUGGGUGGAACACUGCUCACAAUCUCUGGGCUGGGCUUUAGCCAAAAUCGGUCCCUGGUUUCCGUUUCAAUAAAUGAACAAACCUGUCUGGUUACCCACUUGGCAGAAGAGACCAUUUGGUGCCUGACCCCGCCAGCUGCUAAUUUCUCUAAUGAAGCUUCUCAAGAUGUCCCUGUCAGAGUAAAUAUACUCAUUAGCAAUAGCUCACUUCAAAAUGUUCCUGUUGCAAAAAGCAUCACCUUUAAUUACCAAAGAGCUCUGACACCUCUGGUUACCGCAGUUGAUCUGGAAAUUUUGGAGAGUAGCCUGUUCUUGAGCAUCCAGGGGGUGAACAUCACUGGAUCUGUGGCUAAGCUGGGAGACAGCGAGUGUGAGCUUGAGCUGCAACCUGGCAAUGAGUCUGCAGUGUUUUAUGAAUGCUCUUUACCGCUGAGCGACCUGGAGCCUGGGGUUUACCCUAUCCAGGUUAUCCAGAGACAGCUUGGAUAUUCUCAUGUGAUAGCAAGGCUGCAGACCAUCACAGUAACUCCACGGAUAACCUCCGUAUUCCCAUCAGCUGGGUCUAUUUGUGGUGGGAUGUUACUUACUAUAUCAGGGAUUGCUUUAAGAUCCAGAAGAGAUCUGGGACAGGUCAGCCUGGAUGGUAAUUAUUCCUGUGAGCUCCAGAGCUCUGACAACAAUACCAUUAAGUGCGUGGUCCUUCCAAGGACACACCUUUUGCCUUACCAGUGGUGGGCUGAGGUGUCUUGGGCUCUUACUGUCACAGUGACUGUCAAUGGAAUCAGCAGUGUCUGCCUUGGGGGUUGUACGCUCCACCUUCGUGAGCAGUCAACUCCCCUUGUAGAUGUGGUGACCUGGGAGAGCAGUGGGAUGUACACCGAUGUGACCAUCAAAGGGCAGAGAUUGGCGUGGCCAGGUGACAGCCCUGUGGUGCGUGUGGAUGGCCAGGCUGUCUGCAAGGUCAUCUACUGGAAUGAGACCAGCAUCAGGUGCCGGAUGCACUGCAUUGCCCCAGGGGAGCAUAACAUCUCCGUAUCCAACAGAAGAAGUGGGCAAGCUUGCUUCAGAAGUACAUCCAGUGUUCUCACCAUCACGCCUCAAGUCCACCAGUUCUACCCCCAAAACUUCAGUACCAAUGGUGGAGGCCUGCUCGCUUUUGCAGGUGCAGCACUGAAAGGAAAGAGCAGGACAGCUGUUCUCAUUGGUCAGCAACCAUGCCUCAUCCUCAGUGUCACCUGUGCAGCCAUCCAGUGCACGGUGCCCCCAGGCAAUGGUGCUAGGGCACUGAGGCUGACAGUAGAUGGCAUCUCCUAUGAUAUUGGAAAAAUUACUUACAGUGAGGAGUCUACGCCAACUUUCCUUUCAUUUGUUGUGACUGGCCUCCUAUUAACAAUAAACGUAUCACAGGUCAUGGAGAUGGAUGCCAUCCAUGUGUUUGUUGGAGACUCUGCUUGUAGGGGUGUCACCAUCACCCAUUCAGAGCUGCAGUGCUCUCCUCCUCUGCUCCCUGCUGGUGAAUACCCUGUGCUGGGCCUGGAUGUCCCCAAGGGCUGGGCUUCCUCCAACCUCACCUUCAUCUCUCAGCUGAGGGUGACAGCUGUGCGUUGCAACUGGGGUGGCUUGAAUGGAGGAAUGGUUCACCUGCAUGGAACUGGAUUUUCCCCAGGGCAGACUUCGGUCACCAUCUGUGGCAGCCCCUGUGAAAUGUUGGGCAAUGCAACGACGACGAGCCUCAGCUGCCUCGCACCACGCUUACAAGCAUCCUUGGCCUUUCUCUGCAGCCUGACCCACUCUUCUGCCAGCUGCCAAGAGGACAGAUCCACCAUUAUUGAAUGUGAUGUCCAAGUCAUGGUGGGCUCCUACCGCCAGCAAGCACCCAGGUCCUACCUGUACCUGUGUGGGGAAAGCCAAACUCAGCAGCAGCAGGGGGACACCAGCCCUUCCCAGAGCCACACUGCUGGACUCGUUGCCAGCCCUAAAGUGGAAAGAGAUGAAGUUCUCAUCUAUAAUAGCUCCUGUAACAUUACCAUGGAAACUGAGGCAGAGAUGGAGUGUGAGGGAGCUAAUCAGCCAAUUACCGCCAAGAUUACUGAGAUAUGGAAAAACUGGGGCCAGAACACUCAGGGGGAUCCCGCCCUCCAGCUGUGCGGUCGCUGGGCCGAGGCCUCCAGCUGGCCCGCUGGCCGCCCGCCGCAAGAUGGCGCCAACGUCACGGUGGAAGCGGGCAGGACGCUGCUGCUGGGCGCCGCCACCGCCGUGCUGCACCUGCUGCACCUCAGAGGUGGUAAACUCGUGUUUACUGGUCCAGGACCUGUGGAACUACAUGCUCAUUACAUUCUGAUAUCUGAUGGAGGAGAGCUCCGGGUGGGAUCUUCCACAGCCCGUUUCCAUCACAGAGCACACAUCUACCUCUAUGGAAGCCUCCACUCCCCACCAUUGUUUCCAUAUGGGGUCAAGUUCCUGGCAGUGAGAAAUGGGACCCUUUCCAUCCAUGGCUGGAUGCCCAAAGUAACUUUCACAUACUUGAAGUCAUCAGCUCUUGCUAACGACUUACGAUUAGUACUCCAGGAACCUGUUGACUGGGAACCUGGUGAUGAAAUUGUGGUGGGAAGGACAGGUCUUGGAGAUACACAGCAGCAAGAAGAAGUGGCCAUUAUUGAGUCUAUAAACAACACUGAGCUCUACCUUAGGUCACCUCUCAGGUACUCCCACAACGUCGGAGAGGAAAGAGUGAAUGGCCAAAGCCUGACUUUGAGUGCUGUGGUGGCACUGCUCAGCAGAAGGGUUGUUGUUCAAGGGAAUGUCACGAAGGAGAGGAUCUCCCACCUCAGAGAGUGUGCAGAAGCAGGUGGCACAAGAGGUGGCUCCAGGUGUCUGUACAAGCGAAGUGAGAGGCGGCUGGGGUCUCAGGACCUGGGAGCUGUUGUCAUUGUGGAAGCCUUCCAGGGAGCAACGAGUCAGCUGCAAGUGGAGGGGGUCCAGUUCCACCACAUGGGCCAAGCAUUUUGGCAGCACCGCAGUGCCCUGACAGUUGCUGGCAAUGCACAGAUGGCAGACUCUUACAUACGUGGUUGCUGUCUUUUGGACUCCUUUGGCCAAGGACUCCGUCUGACUGGGAUCUCAAACCUUAGUGUAGACAGUAAUGUCUUCUUUAACAUUUCAGGACAUGGGCUUCUACUGGGAAGUGGCCUGGAGAAGGGGAAUAGAAUCAGAAAUAACAUAGUGAUUGGCCUUUCUGCAACGGAUGGUUUAUCCAACAUUGAGAGUCUGUCACCAGCAGGGAUCUACAUCAGAACUCCUGCCAACCACAUUGAGGGUAACACCGUGUGUGCUGCUGGAUAUGGGUAUUUCUUUCAUCUCUCUCCUGAGGGACCAUCCAAAAUGCCUCUCUUAUCCUUCAGUGAGAACACAGCCCAUUCCUGCACCAGGCAUGGGUUGCUUGUGUACCCAGAAUAUUUGCCAGACAGCCCAAACAGCCCUGUUCAGUUCAACAGCUUCACAGUUUGGAGCAGCCAAGGCGGAGCCCAGAUUUUUAGUAGCAGCAACCUCAAACUCCAAAAUUUCCAAAUCUGUGCUUGCACUGAUUUUGGCAUUGACAUCAUUGAAAGCCUGGGAAACACAGCUGUAGCUAAUAGUGUUUUAAUUGGACGCAUUGGGCAAAAGGAUAAGACCUGUAUGUCAGCAGGACUGAAAACUCCCAAAAGAUUCCAGCUAUUUGUCUCCAACACAGUUUUCAGAAACUUUGAUAUGAGCACCUGCACAGCAAUCAGGACCUGCUCUGGCUGUUACCAAGGGCAGGGAGGAUUUACAGUGAGACUUGAGCAUCUGACCUUCACCAACUCACCUUUCCAAGUAUCCUUCCCCUUUCCACAUGCUGCCAUUCUUGAGGAUCUUGAUGGCUCUGUCACUGGGAAGGAAGGAAGUCGUAUUCUCCCUUCUACAGACAUCCUUGUGGCUUCAUGCACAACCAAUGCCAAUUUCAGCCAAGCUUUGGGUGGCAGUGUAUGCAGCAAGGACCUUGUUUUCCACCGUAUGUCUCUUCACUUAAGAGAGGCUCCAGAGAUUCCCUACAAUUUAACUGUGAUUGACAGUAGGAAUAAGACAACCACAGUCAAUUACGUCCCUGACACUCUCUCAAACUUGCAUGGCUGGAUGUGUCUGCUCCUGGAUAAAGAGACCUACACACUGAUAUUUGACAGCCCUUUGGUCAGCAAGAAGCUCCAGUAUUCAGUCACGUUUAGCAACUUCACAACUGGGAAUUACUUGCUGGUGGAACACAAGGAUCUUCCUGCCCAACUUGACGUUGUGGUGUCCUGUGGGAAGAGAACUGGACAGCCACUCCAAUCUCUGCCUUCCUAUGGUCAUCACAGGAGCUGUGACUGGUAUCUCGACAGCACACUGAGGAAGCUAACCUACUUGGUCACAGGAGCUGACUUAAUUCAGUUUGAGCUGCAGGAGAAGGAAGGAGCCCCUUCACCUACAUCAGAUCCUUCUGAUUCUGUUUUGAAAUGGUCGCACCCAGAGACAUGGAAGGAUGUGGAAAAAGGUUGGGGUGGAUUCAACUGCAGCAUCCCAGGUCCAGGAGAAGAUGUCAUCAUCUUACCCAACCGGACCAUCCUGGUGGACACAGAUCUUCCUCCUCUAAGAGGUCUCUAUGUCCUUGGGACUCUUGAGUUCCCCACCAGCUCCAGCAAUAUCCUGAGUGCAGCUUGUAUUGUGGUUGUGGGAGGUACACUAAAUGUGGGUUCUUUUCAACAUCCUCUAGAAAGGGAUUCAAAGCUACUGAUCAUUCUUCGGGCAUCUGAAGGGAUUUACUGUGAUCAUCUGGAGGAAAUAAAUGUCCACCCAGGGAGUAUUGGGGUUUAUGGGAAGGUGCAAAUUUAUAGCUCUUAUCCUGGGAAGUCUUGGACGCAUCUUGGAGCUAGUGUUGCUCCUGGCAAUGAAAGGAUUUUGGUGGAGGAUGAAGUGGAUUGGAGGCCUGAAGGAGAUAUUGUGAUCAGCUCUUCCUCCUAUGAAGCCCACCAGGCUGAACUAGCUACACUUAAAGAAAUCAGUGGUCGUAGUAUAACACUCCAUGAACGCCUUCUCCACAGGCAUAUUGGGCAUCCCCAUGACAUAGAAGAUGGUAGACGUAUCCCUUUGUCUGCAGAAGUUGGACUCCUAACACGGAAUAUACAGAUCAAGUCUGAUGUGCCUUGCACUGGGAAGAUACUGGUGGGACAUUUUACGGAUUCCAGUGGGAGAGAGUUUGAAGGUGUCCUUCAACUUUUAAAUAUUGAAUUUUUGAACUUUGGACCUCCUCAACUUUCUGCUAUUGAAUUCAAGAAUGUAACUCAACAGUCCUCAGUGGUGUCAUCCACCAUUCAUGGUAGCUGUGGAGUUGGCAUUAAAGCAGUCAUGAGUAAUGGGAUCUGGUUGCAUGAUAAUAUAGUGUUCAACACAGUCGGACCUGGCAUCGAUCUGGAAGGGAAAAACCAUUCUCUCAUCAGGAAUCUCGUUAUUCUAAGCAGGCAGCCAGAGGGUUUAUUAAACUGGGUUGCUGGCAUCAAGGUGAACCUUGUCAUUGGUGUCUCCCUCUAUGGCAAUGUUGUGGCAGGAUCUGAGAGGAUUGGAUUUCAUAUUAGAGGCCAAGAGUGUUUGCUGGAUGUUGAUUAUUGCAGUGAAAAUGUGGCCCAUUCAAAUCUCCACGGUAUUCAUCUGUACAGGGGAGAUGGAUUUCAGACCUGCACUAGAAUAACAGGUUUUCUAUCUUACAAGAAUUAUGACUAUGGUAUGAUGUUCCACCUUGGAAGCAGCGUCAUUAUAGACAAUGUGGUGCUGGUGGACAACACUGUGGGUCUCAUGCCAGUAAUACACUGUCAGUAUGCCAAGCAGUGCUACACGGGGAAAAGACUCCUUGAGCUUAGAAACUCUACCAUUGUUGCAACAAGCUCAACUUUUGACUGCAUCAGAGACAGGAUCAAGCCUCAAGCAGCAGACCUAACUUCCAGGGAUCGACCACCAUACUACCUUCAAAGAGGCCGUGCUGGGAUUUUAUGGCCUAAAUUUACCACUGUGGCCAGCCAGAGGCCAGAUAGCCCAUGGCACAAAAUUGUCCGUUGUCCAAAAGUGCUAGGACUCAUGAAGCUGAAAGACGUCACAUUUACUGGUUUUACAAAGAGCUGCCACAGCGAAGACAGGGAUGUCUGCAUCAUGUCAGAUACUGACCAUUUAGGCAUCAUGCCUCUUAUCACGGCAGAGAGAUCGAGGAUGUUACAUGUCAAUGGAAAGGAUAAGUUCUGCUUUCAUGCAGCAAGUGUACAGACCUCUGAAGACACCACAUUCCCUGAAAAGAGCUGUGAAGGCUCAAGAAAGGCCCUUGUCAAGGAUUUGGAUGGAAAUCUCCUGGACCUAGAACCACCUGUUUCUGUUUUCCCAAAGUCAGAAUUUGAAUGGACACGGUUCUACUUGCAAUCUGGUAAGUGUUGUCUGGAGUACUCCAGUGCUGUCUGGAGUAGCUUCAAAGUCAUGCAUGCACUUGACCUGUGAAAUAUGUGUGUGUCCCAUUCAUUGAGACCUACAACUGAGGUCUGUGUGCUUGUGGUCCCAGACUGCGUGAUGCAUUUUUGGGAUGGAAAUAGUGAAUGACAUUGAGAUCUCGUUGCACAGUUCUGUGCCCAUCUGUGCUUCUCUGCCUUCUUGCAGAAUCGUGGCACCUGGUCGUGUUUAUCCUCUGUAAAGUUUAAUUUAAAUGCAUUUUAAGAUGAAAGAACUCACCUGCCCUUUGCAAAGUCCUCUGAAUGUGUUGAGUAAGACAUGCAGUAUAACUGCCAUGGGAGUGCAAAAUAAUGGCAAUAAUUGACACAGCAAGGAUUUCCAUCCGUGCCCCACUGAGGAGAUAAUCAAGCUGAUAACCCAGUCCAGAAGUUUUAAGACUCUCUUGUUUAAAAGGGCCCAUUUUGCUCUGCAACCACUCUCUGAAAGUUCACACAGCAAGGCUC
Molecule: messenger RNA, 10691 nt
Organism: Phasianus colchicus (ring-necked pheasant)
Lineage: Eukaryota; Metazoa; Chordata; Aves; Galliformes; Phasianidae
Source: RefSeq, a predicted model, not a curated record